This is a messenger RNA of Culex quinquefasciatus (southern house mosquito), 1053 nucleotides long. RefSeq lists its product as uncharacterized. Lineage: Eukaryota; Metazoa; Arthropoda; Insecta; Diptera; Culicidae. The transcript has a single exon. Bases 1 to 1020 code for a protein of 339 amino acids. The record is from RefSeq and is a predicted model, not a curated record.
AUGAAGAGUUUAGAGAAGGUUUCAGCACUCCUAAUUCUUCUAUUUCUAAUAACUCCCACUGAAAAUUUCAAACAAUCUAAAAAGAAGUGCCAAGUUUCGCCGGAAUUCCUCACCAGCUUGAGAAAUGCCAUCACAAUCGCCAUCAAAGGCGGUGAAGGUUCCAAAAUUAACCUUGACACCACCGGAGAUCACGGAGACUGCAAGCAGGAUCUUAACGCGAUCGUGCGAUCGCUGGCGGAAAUCCACAACGAAACGGUGCAGAUCAAGUCCGGGGGGAAGACACUCGACGAAGUGGCGGAACUUAAGGAGACGUUUCAGCGGAAGAUCGAACAGUUGACCAAGGAGCGGGACCUGUUUGAGUUGGACUUUAAGCAGGAAACGCUGCAAAAGGAGGGGGAAAUGUACGAGCAGAUUCACAAACUUAAGCGAAGCAUUCUGGACUUGAAACAGCAAAUUAGGGAUGCCGAAGACGAUUAUUACGAGCUGGUGAUCACGUUCGUUGCGCUCAAAGUUAGCCAGGACGCCGUAACGGGCAAGGAGUUGCACUACGCAAGUACGAUUCCGCGGUCCAAGUUUGGGGAAUUCUUCCGGUACAUCCUCGAAAACCACAACUACAACACACUCCUCGACUCAAUGUAUCUGCUGCAGUACGUGGACGAUGCCAAGUACGUCUUCUACGAGUACCUGGAAGAGUUCGAGGAGAGGCCAUCCCGGCAGGAGAUCGAAAAUCGCAAAAUUGUCCUCACCUUUCUGUGUUGGUCCACGAAUCAGCAGGAUGAAAUACAGAGGCAUGUGUUUAUGGGCUGCGAGCUGUACUAUCUGUACAACAUGACGACGCAGUUUUUCCCAACUUCGCAGGAUGGAAUGGAAGCGGUUAAAGUGGCGGAACCUAUUCUGAAGGCGCUGCCGGACGCGUGUUUGGUCCAAGGGGUAAACUAUUACAUGAAGGACUUUACCACGACGGAAAACAAGGAAAAGUAUGAAAGUUUGAAUCGAUUCAGCAAAUGUGAUGAAGAGUAGUGCGAAAAUACACAAUAAAAACGUGUUCAAUUC